AUGUUUACUCCUGUUGAAACGAGCCUAGGAGCAGUCCUGCUCCACCAAGCCACGAGCGUUCUUCUCUUCCAGAAUGGCUGUGUGCUGGGAGCAUCGGGAUUCCUGCGCCGGAUACUCUCUGCGCCGACAAAAGGAAUGGCUUCGUUCUUUGCUGGAAUGGCAAUAAGUCUUUUGCCGUUAAAAAUGUUCCUCCCUGAACUACUCCGAGCAUAUCCUCCAGUCCCAACCACAAUACAAGCCGCUUUAGUGACCGUAGGCGUUGGCGCACUUGUUGGGUGGGGGACUAAAGCUUCCAAUGGCUGCACCUCUGGCCAUAUGCUCUGUGGUCUAUCUCGCCUCAGUGGCCGCUCGAUUGUCGCCGUUUCAACUUUCUUCCCAGUUGCCAUGAUUACACACCAUCUUGCACAUCCAUCUCUUCUCACAGACGUCUGUGAGGCUGGAGUGCCUUGCUACACCCCGACCUAUCCGUCUACUGCAACUAUAAUAUCGCUCGUUGUCUUGACUGCGGGAACCAUCUUAGCUGCUCAAUUUCUACCGCCGCUCAUCGACAGCUUUUCAGAGACAGACUGCAAAUUCAAUCCAGACGCACCGGCACGUCUCGCGACCCAAUUCUUCUCUGGUCUGGAGUUCGCACUUGGCUUACACAUCACUGGAAUGGCAUCUCCCGGCAAAGUGCUUUCCUUCCUCUCCUUCCCCAACCUCAAGGCUUGGGAUCCCUCAAUGGGCCUAGUCAUAAUUUUUGGCAUCUUGCCCAAUUUGAUCGAAAUUCAAGCAAAAGGGUUUACCCAACCUCCGUGCUUCAAUGAGAAGUUCGAGUUGCCAAAGAAGACACUUAAGGAUACCGACUGGAAGUUCGUUCUAGGCGCGGCCAUCUUCGGUUUAGGUUGGGGAUUGACGGGGACGUGUCCUGGUCCUGCGGUACUUCGGAGUUUCGCACAGCCGACUUGGGGUCUGCUGUGGAUGAGCGGAUUCUGGUUAGGAGGACAGGUCUGUGCGGAUUGA
This is a messenger RNA of Lindgomyces ingoldianus, 1002 nucleotides long. Its product is annotated as YeeE/YedE family integral membrane protein-like protein. The transcript is spliced from 2 exons. Gene Ontology annotation, cellular component: plasma membrane. The record is from RefSeq and is a predicted model, not a curated record. NCBI's taxonomy places the organism in Eukaryota, Fungi, Ascomycota, Dothideomycetes, Pleosporales, Lindgomycetaceae. The coding region runs from base 1 to 1002 and encodes 333 amino acids.